GUGGGACCGGCGGGGGGGGGCCCCGGCGGCGCCCUCGGGCUCGAGCAGCGCACGGAUGACCUGGGCGCCCCGAGCCACGGCGGGCUCUGCCGGACUCUCUGCAGACAGCGAUCACUGUUUCGCCCUCCGCGAAGCGAUUCUCGGUCUGCAGCCCGCCCUCCGCGCAGGGGCUGGAGGCAGAAACGCUCGGGGACUGGCAGGAUGACAGGAUAAGGCGGACAAGGAGGAAGAGGCGAGGAGGAGGAGGAGAGGAGGUAACGGCCCGCCGCGGGGGGGGGGGGAUGGCCAGGCCUACCCCGAGAGCCAGCGGCCGCCCGCACGGCCGGGGUCCUGUCCAGCGCCCGCCAAGGCCUGCCUGGCUAGAGCACGGGCUCGCGCGAGGCAGGGCGCUCGGAAGCGCUCAUCAGCAGCCCGGCCACGCAAACGGCACGCACUGCCGCCGUCCCCCCGAGGAGGAAGAGAAGGAGGGAAAAGGGGAGGAGAAAGAGGAGGAGGAGGAGGAGGAGGAAGGAGGAGGAGGCUCCAGAAUGCUGGCCUGGCACGGAUGGCGGGACUUGCCGCAGGCAGCUGAAGAUGGAGCGUCUUCACGCCUCUUGCCGCUGGCAAGGGUGCUCAGACGGCUCGACAUGCUCUAAGAGGCUUCGAUGCACCUCGUGAUGGCUCGCACACAUCCAAGGAGGACCCAGAGCGGCUCUGGUGUGGCGUGGGGGACAAGGCGACAAGAUAGAUACACCAGAUAACAUUCAGGGCGACCCUGCCUCUGCUCGAU
Prorocentrum cordatum is the source of this 769-nucleotide messenger RNA. The record is from the annotation of a GenBank genome assembly. Lineage: Eukaryota; Dinophyceae; Prorocentrales; Prorocentraceae.